Molecule: messenger RNA, 6439 nt
Organism: Hemibagrus wyckioides
Lineage: Eukaryota; Metazoa; Chordata; Actinopteri; Siluriformes; Bagridae
Gene: fancm
Product: FA complementation group M
Exons: 23
Coding region: 413-6232 (1939 amino acids)
Biological process (GO): interstrand cross-link repair; double-strand break repair via synthesis-dependent strand annealing; replication fork reversal
Molecular function (GO): 3'-5' DNA helicase activity; four-way junction DNA binding; nuclease activity
Source: RefSeq, a predicted model, not a curated record
AGGAAGAGCGUCACAUAUGUCUGAGCGCCACAUUUAACCGUAUAACAGAUCAGCAACACGAGCUAGCGAAAACAAUUCAUUUAACAUCGUUGUGAUGUUUAUUAUCGUUUAUGUUAUCGCGCUCUACUGUCGUUUAUUUUAAAGAAAACACACGGCUGUUGAAGAGAAGACGGUUAUUCAGAUACGAGUAGCAUUAGCAUAACAGAUGCAGUAUGUCGGGAGGGGUAUGAGUGCUAACAUUGUAUCUGUCUCCAGAUGUGUUAUGAUGUUCAUGUCACGCCUGCAUCAGAUGACAGACACCUAGUCUGCUUUCACAUCCACGAUUUGCUUUAAACUAAAGUCUCAUGCUGAGAUCAACAGAAAGUCAGCCUCGGCAUUCAGCCUGCUGAGGGUUGAUGACAGAAACAAAACCAUGAGCAGUGCAAAUCAGAAGACUUUAUUUCAGACCUGGGGCUCAGCUAUUCCUAAGACCCUUUCGAAUAAAGACAGGGGGAAAAAGUUACCCCAGAGGCGAAGAGCAACCACAAACAGUCAGGUAAAGGUGAAGAGAAAGGACAAUGCCGUGCCAUCACUUUGGGCUGAAGUUGGCCAAGGUUCUGCAGUCCAACCAGCAUCAAGGCAGGAACAGGAGAUGGACGAAGUCGAUGAUGACCUGAUCCUCGUAGCUGUAUACGAGGCUGAAAAAAGUCUGGAAAACCAACCUUUGGAUUCCGCAGCAGUUUGCGCAGAUCUUCCAGGCUUUGACGGUUCCUCGGGACGGAUAUGGAUCUAUCCGACCAACUAUCCUAUCCGAGAUUAUCAGCUGAAGAUCUCGGAAGCAGCCCUAUUCCAAAACACGUUGGUGUGCCUACCCACCGGCCUGGGGAAAACCUUCAUAGCGUCAGUGGUGAUGUAUAACUUCUACCGGUGGUAUCCGUCUGGGAAAAUAGUCUUCCUGGCUCCUACGAAGCCGUUGGUGGCUCAGCAGAUCGAAGCAUGUUACAGAGUGAUGGGGAUUCCUCAGGAGCACAUGGCUGAGCUGACCGGGAGUACUCUGGCUCCACAGAGGAGGGAGCUGUGGCGAUCCAGGCGUGUUUUCUUUCUCACGCCGCAGGUCAUGGUGAACGAUUUGUCUCGAAACACGUGUCCUGCCCCUCAGAUCAAGUGUGUGGUUAUUGAUGAAGCUCACAAGGCAUCAGGGAAUCAUGCGUAUUGUCAGGUGGUGCGGGAAUUAUGGAACCAGACCAAACAGUUCCGCGUCCUGGCUCUCAGUGCUACACCUGGUGCAGACAUGAAGGCUGUACAGCAAGUCAUCUCCAACCUGCUGAUCUCUCACAUCGAGCUGCGCUCAGAGGAGAGUCCAGACGUUCAGGCCCACUCCCAUCAGCGGAGCGUAGAGAAGAUUGUUGUCCCUUUAGGAGAGGCGCUCACUGGAUACCAGUCCCGCUACUUACAGGUUUUGGAAAGGUUUACAUCGCGUCUGACCAUGAUGAGUGUGCUUAACCAGCGUGACCUUCGCUCCCUCACGAAGUACCAGGUCAUUCUGGCACGAGAGCAAUUCAGACGCAACCCUCCAUCGCAUCUCAUGGGAGCACAGCACGGUGCACUGGAGGGGGAUUUCGCUCUGUGUAUUAGCCUCUACCAUGGUUACGAGCUCCUGCAGCAGAUGGGCCUGAGAUCUCUCUUCCUUUUCGCACAGAACAUUAUGUCAGGCUCUAAAGAGACUUCACGGGCCAGAAAUGAGCUGCAGCGCAGCCCUGUCUUCAUGGACCUGUACAGGGAAAUGGAGGCCAUGUUUCUAAGCCCUUCCAAAGGGCCUGAGGAGCAAUAUUUCUACAGCCACCCGAAACUUCAGAAACUGGACCAGGUGAUACAAGAGCAUUUCAGUACCUGGGGGAAGAGAUCAGGCAGUGCUGCAGACUCUGGGGACAAGGCAGAGAGUACAAGAGUGAUGAUCUUCUCAUCAUUUCGUGAGAGCGUGCAGGAGAUCGCCGAGAUGCUUAACCGCCACCAGCCCCUCGUCAAGGUCAUGACAUUUAUGGGGCAAGCAUCAGCUGGGAAAGGGGUACGAGGGUUUACUCAAAAGGAGCAGCUCGAGGUGGUGCGGCGCUUCCGAGAGGGUGGCUUCAACACCUUGGUCUCUACUUGUGUGGGUGAAGAGGGUCUUGACAUUGGAGAAGUAGACUUAAUAGUGUGCUUCGAUGCUCAGAAAAGUCCUAUCCGUCUGGUGCAGCGAAUGGGCCGAACCGGGCGCCACAGGCAGGGGCGCAUAGUGGUCAUACUGGCUGAAGGACGAGAGGAGCGGAUCUAUAACCAGAGCCAGAGUAACAGGCGCAGCGUGAAUAAAAGCAUCAUGGGAAACAAGCAGAGCUUCUCUAUGUUUCCCUACAGUCCCCGCAUGCUGCCUGCUGGUGUCACUCCCACCUUGCACAAGAUGCACAUUACAUGUGGUCAGUUCGAGGCCAAAGAGAGCAGCAGGCGUUCCAGCAACGGCCGCCAGUCACUCGGCAUGAGGAGGAUGUCUCUUCUCAACCCUAAUGCCCAAGUGGAUGGUGUGCAUGGGCGUGUGAAGGAGGAUGGCUUUCUCACCCCUGAUGAAGAGGUUGAGUGGUUGACUACCAUGAAAUUGGGUGAGAAUGAACCCCAGCCCAGACUCAGGCGCUCCUCUUUCCUGUGCUUUAACACAGAGCCGCAGCAGCAGGAGGAGUGUGUGAAUGGCCCAGUGAGAGACUUGUCUCUCUGGGAAUGGAGACACUGGCAGAAUCAGCCUCUUCCAACACACAGAGUGGACCACUCAAGCCGCUGCCUCCAUUUCACCGCCAUCAUGGAUCUCAUUGACCAGAUGAAACAAGAGGAAGAGGAAGAGAGUGGCUGCAGAUAUGAAUCUGAGGUCGGAGCAUAUCUACAUAAAGAGGAUGUUGUUGGUUGUGAGGAGGAUGGCACAAUAGCAAAAGCUAUUCUACAGCGGAAAAGAUCUAAACCAAGACUUGUUAGUCGAGAAGCCAGCCGUUCUGUCUCGGUUAAGAUUGACCAAGCAGGACCUUCUUCACGGACUUUAUUAAAAGUGUCUUCCGAGUCUGACUGUAAUGCCUCUACAGAAGGUUUAAGUGUGUUUCAGGGUGACAGUGAUGCUGAUGCUGAUAAUGUCAUGCAGACUGAUGCAAGUGAGCACUCUGAGACUAAACGCUCAAAGAAAGAGAAUGACCAGCUACAAAGUUCUUCUGAACCCACAAAGAGUCUCAAGGCAAACCCUGAUACUUCCCUUGAACCUCUUGAGGAAAUGUUCUAUUUACCCAAAAGGGAGGCCUGUCAAAAACUCUACAGUGUCAGUCAAUCUGCUGGAAGUUUGGAAAUGAUUCUCUCCAAUGUCAAACAUCUUCUGUCUAGAUCUCCACCGAAAAAUUUUGAUCUACAUUGCUCAUUAAUCCUCAAUGAACCUGCUCACUUUGAUGAAUCGGAUGAGAUCUGUAGUAGUCUAAGGGAAGAGGUGGAUCAUUUCCAGGUCAAUUUUGAUCUUGAAGAAGAUGAGAAUUCAUUGGACUCUGACUCUCUGGACUGUAACAUAGCAGGAACCCCUCCUGUAUCUGAAACAUUGCCUAGCGAGAACGUUUCUGCUGGUCCGGACAGUACUGCUCACAGUCCUAGCUGGGAUGAGGUUUUUGAUGACGUUGUGGAUGAUGGGGAAGAUGAAAACACUAAUCUACCUUUGGAGUCUAAAAUCCAGCCCACUAACUUGGAUGAAAGUGUUGACUUGUUUGGUGAUGAUGAUGAUGAUGAUGAUGAUGAUGCUUUUCUUCAAAUAUCAUUACCAAACAUUGUUACCCCCAACAGGCAGGACACUGACCAAAGGAAGCAGGUUACACAAAAUGUUGGGGAUGCAUCAAAUAGUUCUGAAAAUGCUGAAGCAUCUUCUAAAAGCUCAGACCAAAAACCGCCAUCACAGAAGAGGUCUGAAGCUUUCAAUUAUUCUCAGGACAUGUAUUCUGUGAACUUUGACCUUGGGUUUUCCUUUGACUCUGAAGAGGAGGAACCUACAGAACCAGCCUCGGACAUGACCACAGAACCCACCACCGAUAGACAGAACACAUUCACCUCCCUAACCCUGAACAAACCCAAUACAUCUUCCAACAACUUCACUCUGGGGCAUAUGUCAACACCCAGGGUGUGUCCAAUGGACAAAAAGCUACCGUCUCUCAUAGCCAAGAGUAACGUGUCACCCAUAAUCACAGAGCGAGAGAGCUUGAUACGACCAAACACUUCUACCCCAACUCUGGCAUUUGUGUCUCCAAAAAGCAGAAAUCUAGGACUCUUUCCUAAAGUAUUGAGCUCACAAGCACAGCCACAUGGAAGAGGGAACAGAUUUUGUCGGAGGUCUCUGCUUGAUGCACAGAAACCUAUUUAUGAAGACCAUGCUUGUUCAGAACCAGUGAACAGUGAUAGUGAAGAGGAAGCAGUCAUUAGAAAACCAGGACAUCGAGGAAGAGCAAAUCCCCUGGCAUCUCCAGAGCAAUCAAAAAUCAGCGAUGUUGAGUCUCCUGUCCAGGCGCCUAGAAAACGCGUCGCUCGAUUGAAUAUGUCAGAGGAGAGCGACGGGGAAGCCGUGUCAGACGAUGACUUUCAGCAGAACUCGCUUUGUCGGCCCAGAGCGUUUCAGCCUUCCAAAGGUUCCCGUCCUCUUAAGGCAAAAUCUAAGAAAUCCGAGCACAGAGCCGGGAGGCAGUUCCUGGAUGAAGAGGCAGAGCUGUCUGAAGACGGAGACUCUGUCUCUUCUGACGAAUGUGAUGCAGAAGAACUGGACAAGUCUUUGGAAGGUUUUGUAGUGGACACCACUCAAUUCUCUCAAGCCCUUAAUGAUUCUGAGAUGCAUGGAAUUUAUCUGAAAUCUGUAAAGAGUCCUGCCAUUCCAAGCAGAUUUAAAAUGAUGCACAGGCCCGUGCGUAACAUGAACGUCUUCUCACAGGUCCCUGAGCAGGACGAGACGUACGAGGAAGACAGUUUUGUCGUCAGUGGCAGUGAAGUCGAGGAAGACUUUGGUAGUGCAUCGGAUGAGGAAGAGGAGGCUGGACUCGCGAUCAUCCCUGAAGACUCGUACGUAGACGGGAGACGUCAGUAUGCCACGCGGCGCGGGGUCCGUCUCAGACAAACUAGGACUGCUAGAGAGACGAAAAGCCUCCAACCCAGAAAAGCCAAACGCUCCAGAAUCGUCCGAGUGGAGGAUUCGAGUGAAGAGGAAGAGGACAAGGAUGAGAAGAAAAGGAAGAUGCUAUACGCACCCGUUUCAGGUGAUGCGGCCGGGACGGAUUUUAAUACAUCGCCUCAGUCCUGUUUGCCUAAAUCUGAUCGUACACGAGGAGGUGGAGAGAUGAGCAGACAGGAGACUGUGCAGCACAAACAGGAGAGAUUUAAUAACCAGGCCCUGCUGUCUGAUCAGCUGGACUUUCAGGAACCUCUGUCCACCUCUAGUGUUAAAACACAGGCAGCCUGUAGUACCACUUCUCUGACCGUUUCCAGUGAAUCUGUUGAUUAUGGCCCCACGACUAAUCCCACAACCAACCCGAUCCCGGCUCGCGCGUGCGUGCUAGUGGACAGCCGUUGCAUCAGCGCUGGUGCGGAUGUGGUGUCCGCCCUCAGACUCAAACAUGGCGCAGCUGUGCACAUCUGCUCUCUGGUCAGCUGCGAUUUCAUCGUGAGUAACCGCAUGGCUGUAGAGUGGCAGAGCGAGUCGGAGUUAGCCAGUCCUCAGAGUCGCAAGCGGCUGCAGGAGAGGAUGCAGAGCCUUCAGGGCUUAUUUGACCGUGUGUGCCUCCUGGUGGAGAAAGACCGCACUAAACUGGGAGAGCCUCUGCGUGUGUUCCAGCGCAGCCGUUAUUACGACAGCACCGUGGCUGCGCUGGUAAGAGCAGGAGUCAGAAUCCUGUUCAGCGUUGGUCCGGAUGACACCGCCACCCUGUUGGCCCAACUGGCACAGGUGGAGCAAAGGAAAGGCCAGGCCAUCAGCGUCCCCGUGGAGGUGAAAGGUCGUCGCCAGCAUGCGCUGCAGUUUUACCUCACGCUACCAUGUGUGAGCUACGUCAACGCACUUUACAUGUGUAAUAGAUUCUACUCUGUGGCACAUCUGGUCAACAGCUCUGUGGAUACACUGCAGGCAGGGAUACGCGUGAGCCGCUCCAGAGCCGAGGAGAUAUACCGUUGUCUGCGCUACUCAUGUGACACCACACUGAUGAAGAGCAGCACCUCAAAGAAUAACCUUUAAAGAAUGAUUCUUGUCCAUAAAUGCACAAAAAAACCUCUUGCACUUUGUGUUCAUUCUGAACUAUUGCCUUUGUCGCAAAUAAGUUGUUUACCUCAUCGAUACACUACUUGAAUCAUUUUCCUAAUGUGUGUGUGUGAGAGAGAGAGAGAGAGAGAGAGAGAGAGAGAGACAGAAAGAGAUGGAAAUGUCUUUGAGGACCAAAUAAUG